This is a messenger RNA of Arachis duranensis, 417 nucleotides long. RefSeq names its product fatty acyl-CoA reductase 3-like. Gene Ontology annotation, molecular function: alcohol-forming very long-chain fatty acyl-CoA reductase (NADP+) activity. NCBI's taxonomy places the organism in Eukaryota, Viridiplantae, Streptophyta, Magnoliopsida, Fabales, Fabaceae. The transcript has 4 exons. Gene Ontology annotation, biological process: suberin biosynthetic process; long-chain fatty-acyl-CoA metabolic process. Bases 1 to 417 code for a protein of 138 amino acids. Gene Ontology annotation, cellular component: intracellular membrane-bounded organelle. The record is from RefSeq and is a predicted model, not a curated record.
AUGAGUGUGCCACAUGCAUUUACAUCACCAUCAAGUUCAUGCAUCAUCGUAGAAAAGGAGUUGUUUAGAUUGCUAAAGGAAAAGUUGGGUACAAAGUUCAAUUCCUUUGUGUCAGAAAAGUUGAGUGUGGUACCAGGAGACAUUUCUAAACAGGACUUGGAUUUGAAGGACUCCAUUCUAAUGGAUCAUAUUUGCAAUCAAACUGAUAUUAUAGUUAAUAUUGCUGCAACUACUAAUUUUGAUGAAAGAUACAAUGCCGCAUUUGAAGCUAAUACUAAUACUAGUAGGAUGAUCACUCUUAAUGGUUCUAAUUAUGGUUUGUGGAAGUCAAAGAUGAAAGAUUUGCUUUAUGUUAAGAAUUUUCAUCAACUAGUGUUUGGUACAGAGAAGUCUAAUGAUAACUCUGAUGAUGAGUGA